AUGAAGAACAUCCUUAGCGUUGUUGCUGCCAUGAUGCUGCUGGCACACGGUGCGGCGGCGGCGAAUGACUGCGCGAGCGUGGCUGUCACCGCGAUCCCGUCCUGCGCCCAGGGCUGUUUUCUCGAGGGCGCAUCUUUCGUCGGCUGCGACAGUCUCGACUUCUCCUGCCAGUGCGGAAAGGAGGCUGCUCUCUAUGCCGCUAUCGAGCCCUGCGUCGCCACCGGAUGCCCUGCUGCAUCGAUCCAGGCUGUCAUCAAGGGAGCAUCAUCCGUAUGCGGUUGUGCCGGCGCAGGUCAAGUCGCCGAGCAAACUAUCUCUGGAUCCUUCGUCUCCGCCAUCUCGGGCUCUGCAAUCGGAUCAUCACCAGCUAAGGCCUCAGCGACGCCCUCGGGGCUUGCUGGGGGGUUUCCCUCGGCUUCGCCCACGCAAGGUAAUGGUGGUGGUGGCGGAUGGAAUCCUCCGCCUACGACCAGCCCUUUCUCGACGUCGUCGCCUGUCAAUGCCGCCGGCCGCCAGAGUUAUUCCAAGCUUGGUCUUCUUUCUGUAGUCUUUGCAAUGACUUUAUCUGCCGCCGUCUGA
Colletotrichum higginsianum IMI 349063 is the source of this 579-nucleotide messenger RNA. Its product is annotated as MAC1 interacting protein 1. The record is from RefSeq and is a predicted model, not a curated record. The coding region runs from base 1 to 579 and encodes 192 amino acids. The transcript is spliced from 2 exons. Lineage: Eukaryota; Fungi; Ascomycota; Sordariomycetes; Glomerellales; Glomerellaceae.